Odocoileus virginianus texanus is the source of this 5392-nucleotide messenger RNA. RefSeq names its product sphingosine-1-phosphate phosphatase 1 (gene SGPP1). Gene Ontology annotation, molecular function: sphingosine-1-phosphate phosphatase activity. Gene Ontology annotation, biological process: sphingosine metabolic process. Gene Ontology annotation, cellular component: endoplasmic reticulum membrane. The record is from RefSeq and is a predicted model, not a curated record. NCBI's taxonomy places the organism in Eukaryota, Metazoa, Chordata, Mammalia, Artiodactyla, Cervidae.
UGGCGGGAGGCGCCGCUCGCCUUGCAGUUGCCGCUGCUGUAGGCGCGCGGAGACGGAUCGGGGCUGCGCCAGGGGCCGGCCCACCCUCGCCCCGCCGUCCUUCGGCCCGCGGGCCGCGCCGUUCCGUUAUCAUGUCGUUGGGGCAGUGGCUGGCCCAGCUGGUAAGCAGUUUGCAGGACCCGCAGAAAGUGGCCCGUUUCCAGCAGCUGUGCGGGGUGGAAGCGCCGGUGAGCUGCACAGCCGCGGCAGCCGCCGACCCGAGGGAGGAUGAGAAGGCGGAGGCGCACCUCGCCGGAGAAUCCCGGCGCAGAGAGCGGCAACCGGGGGCGGCCGGAGGCCCUCCGCCGCCCGGGAGCGACCGCAAUCAGUGCCCGGCCAAGCUGGGCGGCGGCGGCGCCCCCAACGGCGUGCGGAACGGGCGGGCGACCGAGGUGGGCCCGGCCUCGCCGCGGCGCGCGGGGCUUCUGCGCCGCAACUCGCUGACGGGCGAGGAGGGCCAAUUGGCCCACGUGAGUAACUGGCCUCUCCACUACCUGUUCUGCUUCGGCACGGAGCUGGGCAACGAACUCUUUUACAUUCUGUUCUUCCCCUUCUGGAUCUGGAACCUGGACGCCCUGGUGGGCCGGAGGCUCGUGGUCAUCUGGGUGCUGGUCAUGUACCUGGGCCAGUGCACCAAGGACAUCAUCCGCUGGCCGCGGCCCGCCUCGCCCCCCGUGGUCAAGUUGGAGGUUUUCUACAACUCUGAGUACAGCAUGCCCUCCACCCAUGCGAUGUCCGGCACCGCCAUCCCCGUCGCCAUGAUCCUCCUCACCUAUGGCCGCUGGCAGUAUCCUCUCACAUAUGGACUGAUUCUUAUUCCCUGCUGGUGUUCUCUAGUUUGCAUAAGUAGAAUUUACAUGGGAAUGCACUCCAUUCUGGAUGUUAUUGCUGGAUUCCUAUAUACCAUUUUAAUCUUGGUUAUCUUCUAUCCAUUUGUGGACCUGAUUGACAACUUCAACCAAACUCACAGAUAUGCUCCAUUAAUCAUCAUCGGGCUUCAUUUAGCCUUGGGGAUCUUUUCUUUCACUCUUGACACCUGGAGUACAUCUCGGGGAGACACAGCUGAGAUUCUGGGAAGUGGUGCAGGGAUUGCAUGUGGAUCUCAUUUUACCUAUAAAAUGGGUCUACUAUUAGAUCCUCCUCUGGAUAUAUUACCUUUAGCUAGGCACCCCAUUUCAGUGACUCUGUUUGGAAAAGCCAUAUUGCGGAUAUUCAUAGGGAUGUUAUUUGUACUAGUGGUCAGAGAUAUAAUGAAAAGGAUCACUAUUCCUUUAGCCUGUAAAAUCUUCAAUAUACCUUGUGAUGAUAUUCGAAAAGCAAGGCAGCACAUGGAAGUUGAACUUCCUUAUCGGUAUAUUACUUAUGGAAUGGUUGGUUUCUCUAUCACAUUUUUGGUUCCUUACAUAUUUUUCUUUAUUGGUAUCUCUUGAUGGUGAAAUACUGUUUAUGAUAAGAAAGGAGGGUAUCAGUUACUGAUAUCUAAAAACCAUAUUCUAGUUAAAAGCCAAAUCAGAGUUAGGCUUUUGCAGGAAUUUAACUUAAAUAAUUAUUUAAGUAAAUUCUUAAGAGUCGGUGCAUUUUAUCACUGCACAUCCAGUUAUUGUUUUAGGUGAGCUGAGCUAUUACAACAUUGAGAAAAUGAUAAAUACCAUUUGGAAUGUUCAUGUAAUAUUUGGAGAGUUCUGUGCUGUUACAGAUUCAAGUUAUAUAAUAUAUAUUAAGGAACAUAAUAUAAAAUUAUGUAUCUAAUAUAUAUUAUAUAUAAAAUAAUAUACCUAAGUUUUUUUGAACCACGGGGGUGUAUUAUAAAAUCAAUAAUAAUAUGCAAACAGUUGUGCCUGUGUAUUUGGACUUAAUACAGGUAUGUUAUUAACUGAUAUAUUUAAUUUUUAUUUACAAUGGGAACCAUUUCCUAAUCAAUUGUGUAAUUACUAGACCAGAAUUCAUAUGCUACCACAUAUUAAUUUACUGCCUCUUUUUACACUGCCAUCAUCUUUCAUGUUAUCCAUGAUGUUGAACAUAGGAGGCAUUUUUAAUGGACCAAAUUUUCCAAAAAGUUAGUUUUUGAAUUCCUUUUUUUGUUUGUUUUGUUUUCCAGUUCUGUGCACUGUGUUGAAUGUAUUUUAUUUGCAGUUGUUCUGGACAUUAGUUUAAUAAGUCAGGUACUGAAUUUUAUUGCUUGCUAAUUGUGCCUUUCUGUUGCUGAACUAAGAAAUGCCAUGUAUACUGUGAUAUAAAAAUAAGACUAACUUUAUCUUAAGUUACAUAUAAUCAGACAAAUAUUUUAAAAAAUAUCUAUCAAGCAAACAGGGCUAGAAGUAAACCACCUUCAAUUCUUUAGCCUUUGUUUAGAAAGAAACGUGGAAUGGGCUAAAUUUUCUCACUAGUUUAUUGAGAACCUAAAUGAAUAAAUAUCUCCAUUUUUAUAGGUAUUUUUCUGUGCAUUGUAAGUUACAGGAACAAGAUAUAUUUUUUGUACAUUGUCUUGAUCGUUUAUACUACAGGUAGAUAAUUCCAAUGAAUGGAAAUGUACUUGAACUUUAUAGAUGGGACAAUGCACAUGUUUCAUAUAUAAAUAAACCACUUUUCUAAAUUAUUUGGAAGGGAUUGGAUUUAGCAGUGUUAACUUUUAAUACCCAUUUAGUAGCUACUUAAUGGUAAAUUAUAAAAUUUAAAAGUAUCAGAAUUUUAGAUCUUAUUUUUUUCAACCUUUUAUUAUUUUCACAGUGGAAAAUUUGAGUAUAAAUAUUAAACUAUUCUUUAUUCUGUCCGUGCCUUUAUAUUUUGAAGUGUAAUUGUAAUUAGGUUAACAUUAAAUUUAUUUGUAUUAAGUUUUUCAUAAAGAAGAGAAUUAACUUUCCAUGUAAAUGAGCAUUGGGUAUGGAAUUACUGACUUAGUGCAAUAUCUGUCUGAUUAUCCAGAGAUAUCAACUUAAGAUGUUUCUAUUUUGGGCAACAUAACUAUUUGAGCUCAUAUUUUUAUAACUCUGAGAAUUUAAAGACAUGGUAAUUUUUGACAAUAGUGCAUCUGAUAAUUGUAAGUAAAGUAACUCAAUUUACAGCCUUUACUUAUUAGUUAACAGAAAACCAAGGCACUUAGGAACAUACUGGUACGUUGGAAAAUGUGCAAAGAACUUUUCUUUCAAAAUGUGUUUACUGAAUUGAAUUUUAGGGACUAUUUCCUAUAAUUUGGGUCUCUGCUAUCUUAUUAAUUUUUAUAUCUGCUUAAAAGUAUUUGAAAAUAUUCCAUUUCUUUGUGAUUUAUUAUUUUCUGUCCUAUGGUAGUUCCAUGCUAAAUGUAUUUUAAAAUAAAAGCCAAAUUCAAGAUUGGAGGGUGUUUUGUUUGCCUUCUAUGCAUUUGUUUCUGUAUUUCCUGGUAGAAAUUUAUGAAAUAUAUCUAGUAUUUUCAUUCUAGCAGUCUUUUCCUGUGAAGCAUUUCAUUCAAUGUAAGUACUGUUUUUAGCAAUAGAAGACAAUGAAGAAAUUCUUUAUGGUUCAUACUGACUUUGGGCUCUAUAUAUGAUCAUUCUGACAUUGAACUUUCAGUGAAAAGUUUCAUAACUUUAUUUUUAAAACUUAUGCCUAAAACAUGUUUCAAUAAAAUCCAUGAUUAAGUAUUGCAGGUAUUUGGUUGACUGCUAAUCCAUUAAUUCAGGCUCAUAAUACUAGGAACAGGUACCUUUUCAAGCAGAAUAAACAUAUGAACACUUCAUUUUGUAAUUAUGAACUGUCAUAACAUGAAUUGUAAAAACUAGGGCUGCCCAUAGGUUUUUACAAUCUUAAUUUUAAAAACCUAAUAUAAAGUGGUACUACUAUAGCAGAUUUAUAUUAAUUUAAUUUUACUUAUUAGCUUUCUUUAUAAGUAAUGUUUAUUAAAUGUAUCUUUCAAAGAAUAUAAAUAUUAAUUCAAUGGAGUAUAAUUUAAAGCAAAUUUUCAUAAAAUGUUUGAUAAAGAUGAAUAAAUACUAAAAUGUUUUUGAGUGUUUUAGUAAAUACUUAUAUGUUUUUAUUUUUGUAAUCACAGAAUUUUAUGUGGCAAAAACUUUUUAUUACUAAAGCAAUUUUAUUCUUGUUAGUAAAGAAUAUUUACUCUUAAAUUUAAAACCAGCUGUUUAAUCUGAACAUCAAUAAGGGUCAAUUUUAAAAAUUCAACUUUAUAGUUGAAUUAGUUUUUCUGAAAGGAGCUUUUGUUGUUUGCUGUGGAGAUUAUUUUGAGAAAGGGCAGCAGCAAUGGUUUGAGAAAGAGUAAUUGAAUGUACUGAAUGUUACUGUGUUGAUUAUUUUGUUAAAUUUUGGUCAUGUUCUUCCAGUUUUUGCUUUUGUACAUAAGUUAAAAAGACUUUUAAACUUGAAUUUUAAAUAACUUUUGCAGUUGAAUUUUAAUGGUGGUUACAUAAGCCUAAUCCUUCUCCAGGGAAUCUUCCCAACCCAGGGAUCGAACUGGGGUCUCCUACACUGCAGGCAGAUUCUUUUAACAGCUGAGCUACCAGGAAAACCCUGAAACUAUAAAUAGCACAAUAAAAAGAAGUUUCAACAUGAUAACUACAAAGGACACUUUAGAAUGCUCUUCAUUUUUAAGCAUACCAGACCACUUCAAAUUUUAUAAACAAAGCAUUCCACACCUUCCUUGUGAGACAUACAGGAGGGAAAAUUCAAAGAAAAAUAAAAGAAAUAUUUCUUAAAUAAAAAUGUUUACAGAAGUAAACGCUAACUUUUUAACCUCAGCUAGCUGGCAUUUCCUAAUUUGUUCUUCUUUUUUCCUUUCACCAUGUUUUGUCUUGGUGUAUUUCCCAUGGAUGUCUAAAAAGCCCAACUCCUACUACUGUAAUCGGAUGUGACAGGAAUCUAAUGGGUAAUUUUAGGAGUAUUUUCCUGUCAGUUUCUUAAAGCCAAAUAACUUUAAGAUUGCUUUAUGACCUAUGCUAACAGACUGUAUCAUGAUUGUCUACAGCAUCACUGGGUUUAUUUUCAGUCUCAAAUGUCAAAGUUCAUUAUCUCAGCUUUUAAAAAUUCAUACAGUUACCUAUUAUGCUGUUUGCAAUAUUUGUUUUAUUUAAUAAAUAUUUUAAAAAUUUCUUUUGUUACAUAAUGAUAUUUUCUUGUGAGAUGUAAAAUGGAUUAUCUUCUUAAAAAAUAGUUACUAUAGUAAUAUUACCUCAUGUUGCAUGAAUACCCAGUCUCUAGAUAGGUAUGUGCAUUUUCCAGGCAAAAAAUUUCAUUAGUUUUCAUCAACUUGUCAGAGAGACUGGUGAUCUAAAAAAGUUUAAAAAUAUGUAACAGUCUACAUUUUACUUCUUGUUCUGUUUUAUUAAAAGUUUAUGUUGUAAAUAAAUGCUUCCAAUUCAUCUAGUAA